This is a messenger RNA of Oncorhynchus kisutch (coho salmon), 5035 nucleotides long. RefSeq names its product flotillin 1b (gene flot1b). NCBI's taxonomy places the organism in Eukaryota, Metazoa, Chordata, Actinopteri, Salmoniformes, Salmonidae. Bases 120 to 1400 code for a protein of 426 amino acids. The transcript is spliced from 12 exons. Gene Ontology annotation, biological process: protein localization to plasma membrane; regulation of receptor internalization; protein kinase C signaling. Gene Ontology annotation, molecular function: protease binding. The record is from RefSeq and is a predicted model, not a curated record. Gene Ontology annotation, cellular component: flotillin complex; cytoplasmic vesicle; plasma membrane.
AUUUGAGCCAGUCGUCAAGUCAGGUAAAUCGGAGUAUAUUGAAACCCUCUUGAGUGUACACGACGAUUUAUGAAAACAUAUCUUUAGGGAGAAUCGAUUGCUUUUAGGUCCAAAUCAAGAUGUUUCACACAUGUGGACCCAAUGAAGCCAUGGUGGUGUCUGGCUUUGGUCGUUCCCCUCCUCUAAUGAUCGCUGGAGGAAGAGUGUUUGUCCUCCCCUGUAUUCAACAGAUCCAGAGGAUCACUCUGAACACCCUGACUCUGAAUGUGAAGAGUGAUAAGGUGUACACCCGUCAUGGAGUGCCCAUCUCUGUCACGGGCAUCGCCCAGGUGAAGAUCCAGGGUCAGAACAAGGAGAUGCUGGCCACGGCCUGUCAGAUGUUCAUGGGGAAGUCUGAGGCUGAGGUCUCCAACAUCGCCCUGGAAACACUGGAGGGGCACCAGAGGGCCAUCAUUGCCCAUCUGACUGUUGAGGAGAUCUACCAGGACCGUAAGAAGUUUUCUGAGCAGGUGUUCAAGGUGGCCUCCUCUGACCUGGUCAACAUGGGCAUCGGCGUGGUCAGCUACACGCUCAAAGACGUUCACGACGACCAGGACUACCUCAACUCCCUGGGUAAAGCUAGGACAGCUCAGGUGCAGAAAGAUGCCAGGAUCGGAGAGGCUCAGUACAAACGAGACGCGGUGAUCCGUGAGGCCCAGGCCAUGCAGGAGAAGGUGUCGGCCCAGUAUCUGAAUGAGAUCGAGAUGGCCAAAGCUCAGAGAGACUACGAGCUGAAGAAGGCCUCCUACGACUACGAGGUCAACACCAAGAAGGCAGAGUCUGAGAUGGCUUAUCAGCUGCAGGUGGCGAAGACGAAGCAGCGGAUUGAGGAGGAGACGAUGCAGGUGAAGGUGGUGGAGAGGUCUCAGCAGAUCAUGCUGCAGGAGCAGGAGAUCACCCGCAAGGAGAUGGAGCUGGAGGCCACGGUGAAGAAGCCUGCUGAGGCAGAGAGAUACCGUCUGGAGAGACUGGCUGAGGCAGAACGUGCACAGCUCAUCAUGGAGGCUGAGGCAGAGGCAGAGUCCAUCAGAAUGAGGGGCGAUGCUGAGGCGUUUGCUCUGGAGGCUAAGGGUCGUGCCGAGGCAGAGCAGAUGGCUAAGAAGGCUGAGGCCUUUAAACAGUACGGGGAGGGAGCCAUGGUGGACAUGCUGCUGGAGAAACUACCACUGAUAGCAGAGGAGAUCAGCAGGCCCCUCUCCAUGGCCCAGAAGGUUACCAUGGUUUCCAGCGGUGGGGGUGAGGUGGGCGCUGCCAAGCUGACCGGAGAGGUUCUGGACAUCAUGACCAGACUACCAGCUGCUGUGGAGAAACUCACUGGAAUCAACAUCUCACAGGUUGGCCUGUCCACCCGAAUGGGCUGAGAAUGGAGCCCAGUGACUGAGACAGCCUGCACCGUCAGACCAGGAACUCCAUACUGCCUCCUUGUGCCUAUAAUUACUAUUCCCUAGUGUAGUUGUCUGUCUAUGUCUGCAUGCCUGUCUGCAUGCCUGUGUUAGCACGGUAGUCUUUCUUAGAGCAUGUGUCAGCACUCUCAUUGGCACUGAUCUGAAACAAAGGAUGGGUCAAAGCUGUAUGUUGUAGGCCUACUGUGGGAGUUUGUGUCUCCUGGUCAUUCAUAUCUCUGUUAGAUCAGCUUGGAUGAAGGAAAGGAAAGCACUUUGGGCUAGCAUGACACAGCCUUAGUAGUUCUGGUAGCAACGAGCCUCUUUUCCCUGUCCGUUAUUCAGUGUGUUUUAAUCACUGCUUCAAGCCUGCCUUUCUGUCUCCCUCUUACAGGUUUGGGUCCAUAUAAACUGUUCCACUGUCACAUAGUUGUUUUAGUUGUAAUUCAUAGAGUAUUAUUUCAUUGGGAUGUGGUUGAGAAAGGAUAUUUCAUUCUCUUUGUUGUUCAUAGGAAAUAAUCGUGUCAGUAUGAGGUUUGUUAGUUGAUUGUUUUGUCGACAUUUGCAGUUGUUCUAAGGUAGUCUGUCUUGUUCUGAGCAUGGUUGGCUAGCUAGUUGCUAUUAAUUGCUUUGCAAAUUAAGAAGAAAUGCUCUUUACUUUCACUGUGGACAUUUCUUCAUUUUAGCUAAUUGUAGUACUGGUAGUCAUGAUAUUAAACAUGUUCUACCUGCUUAUGGAUUCUAGUACCUCUGUCUACCAACUUAUGGACAGUGCUUUUCCACUAUGUGCUCCCUUGACAGUAGAUCCUAGAUCAGUCUACUGAUAUCUCUAGCCCUCUAGAAUGGCCAGUGCCUUGUGUUUUAAAGUCUAAUGAAUCAUAUCAAUACAAGCCAUAUUACAGUAGAAGCCAAGUUGCAUGCAGAUAAUGCUGAUUUGUGAUCUUUUUGCCAUGACCCUGCCAUAUGUGUGGGAUGAAAUCACAAACUAUAUGAUGGGUUGGCACUAAACCUCUUUUCUCUGUUGGUACAAUACUGGCAUAGACACAAUCAAUGGAGUACUGAAUUUGAUGGUACCUAAUCUAAUUUUCCAUAGCAAAAAAAAAAACAAGGAACUACAUAUUCUCUGUUACUAAAGUGUUGUUUAUCCAACAGACAGAUUGUCAUGUACACCAUUAUGGCUUAGUUCCAGUGUUUCUAAACCCUAGACUUAUUAGACAGGCCUUCGCUCAGAGCUUCUACUGUGCUAUAACUGUAUAAAGGUGGAGAUUUUCUGUGAAGUGAUUGGAAGGAAGGAAGGAAGUAAGUGGGUGGGAGGAGGGAGGGAGCGAGCGGACUGGGGUUUUCCUGCUGAAGACUAACCUCCGAGGUCUCUUUAUCUAGGUCCGGUGUACUGUCAGUCACGUGGAUGUGCUGUUUGAGGUGAAGUUGUGUGUAGGAGAGGGGAAUGGCGAAACUAGCCGGGGUGCCAGUCUGUUUCUGCUCUCUUGUCAACUCCUUAUCGAAUUGUCAAGCCAAACAUUUUUCCCUUAACAAUGUCAAUGGAACAGGCAAAAGCACAACCAGACCUGGGACCAGGCUACAGACACUACUAUAGUGGAGUUUCAUGUAUGGUCCAGUGGGGUAGACAGGCACCUUCUAUAGACUGGAGUAGACGAUAUACAUUUUAAUCAGAUGUGUUGAUUAAUCAGGAGCUAUCCUUUUGUAUCGUAAUCUUGUCAUUAGGUCUUAUUGGUCUUAUUUUUCCAGAUUUUCUAUGUGGUGCUGAUCACAUCCCUGCUGUAGUAUAAGGUUUGUUAGGGACUGGUUCUAUACCAUAGAAAUAGAAUCCUUCUGUGUUCUAUACCACCACUCAGGAUUCUAGAAGCUACUUCUCUGUAGCUGAUUGUAAUUCCCCAAAGCUUACAUGCUCUCUGGCUGUCUAUGCAUUUUGUUACCGUCAAGUGCCUGACUAAGUUGAAAGAUUCCCAUUUUUCUCUGAACCUAAAGGCUAAACUUUCACCCCACGUUAAACAUUGUGACAACCUAUAGAGGCAGGCUAUGUUCUAAAGAUAUUAAUGAAAACCAAUUUCACCAAAACAAUACUACUGCUUUCACUUAUGCACACACCUGUAUAUUAUGUCAUAAUGUCAAUGAUUUGUGACUUUUAACCUUUUUCUGUCCUGUAGCUGCUCUUAGUUAAAUAUGAUUUCUGUGCUUGUAUUUCCGUCUAUGCUUUGUUGACUUGCCAAGAUAAUGCCUGGCCUUCCAUGUACAGUGGCUUGCGAAAGUAUUCACCCCCCUUGACAUUUUUCCUAUUUUGUUGCCUUAAAAUCUGGAAUUUAAAUAGAUUUUGGGGGGGGGUUUACACAUGACUACCACUUUGAAGAUGCAAUUUUUUUUUAUUGUGAAAUAAGACAACUGAACUUGAGCGUGCAUAACUAUUCACCCCCCCAAAGUCAGUAGUUUGUAGAGCCACCUUUUGCAGCAAUUACAGCUGCAAGUCUCUUGGGAUAUGUCUCUAUAAGCUUGGCACAUCUAGCCACUGGGAUUUUUGCCCAUUCUUCAAGGCAAAACUGCCCCAGCUCCUUCAAGUUGGAUGGGUUCCGCUGGUGUACAGCAAUCUUUAAGUCAUACCACAUAUUCUCAAUUGGAUUGAGGUCUGGGCUUUGACUAGGCCAUUCCAAGACAUUUAAAUGUUGCUUUAGCAGUAUGCUUAGGGUCAUUGUCCCAGUCUCAAAUCUCUGGAACACUGAAACAGGUUUCCCCUCAAGAAUUUCCCUGUGUUUAGCACCAUCCAUCAUUCCUUCAAUUCUGACCAGUUUCCCAGUCCCUGCUGAUGGAAAAACAUGGUGUUCUCUGGGUGAUGAGAGGUGUUGGGUUUGCACCAGACAGUGUUUUCCUUGAUGGACAAUUUUAGUCUCAUCUGACCAGAGAACCUUCUUCCAUAUGUUUGGGGAGUUUCCCACAUGCCUUUUGAUGAACACCUAACAUGUUUGCUUAUUUUUGUUUCUUUAAGAAAUGUCUUUUUUCUGGCCACUCUUCCAUAAAGCCCAGCUCUGUGGAGUGUACGGCUUAAAGUGGUCAUAUAAACAGAUACUCCAAUCUCCACUGUGGGGCUUUGCAGCUCCUUCAGGGUUAUCUUUGCUCUCUUGUUACCUUUCUGAUUAAUACCCUCCUUACCUGGUCUGUGAGUUUUGGUGCCAUAUUCUUUCAAUUUUUUUACAAUGGAUUUAAAUGGUGCUCUGUGGGAUGUCUUAAAGUUUUGGAUAUUUUUAUAUAAUUCAACCCUGAUCUGUACUUCUCCAACUUUUCCCUGACCUUGGUCUUCGUGGUGUUGAUGUUAUUUAGGGGCUUCAUAACAAAGGGGGUGAAUACAUAUGAACACACCACUUAAUUUCUUUACAUUUUUUUAAGCAAGUUAUUUUUUAAAUUUCACUUCACCAAUUUGGACUAUUUUGUGUGUCCAUUACAUGACAUCCAUUUCAAUUACAGGUUGUAAUGCAACAAGAUAGGAAAAACACCAAGGGGGAUAAAUACUAGUGCAAGGCACUGUAGUGUAAACUUUGAAUUGAAGUGCACUAAGUUAUGAAAUUAUUGUAACAUUUCUAUAAACACAAACGCUCUUUCCUAACUCA